AAACACUUGCUUGCUCUGAAUUCAUACUAAAUUAUGCUGCUUACAUAGGCAUAUGCAUAACAGUGUAUAUAUGUAAUAUAUAAUACUACAUGGGUGAAUGUGUUUAAUACGACAUUAAUUAGUUCAAUGAAUAAAAACAUACAUAUAUUCAAAAAAUACAACUAAUAUUUUCUCCUAAGGGUUAUCAUAUAUACAUAUAUAUAUAUAUAUAUAUAUAUGUGUGUGAGGUGACGAAAAUUUAGACAUCAUAAAUCAAAGAAAAUUAUAGAUGGUCGCAUAAAUGAAAUAUAUAUAUAUACAUAUAUAUAAUGUGACAAUUUGUGAAGUCAGAUAAAUUAUUGUAUAGAAAAUAAUAAAUAGUAUGUGAUGCUAAAAAACAAAACAGUGUUGGUAAUAUGCUCUCUCAUGCUUUAAAAAAAACCAAAAAUAAUUGUGUGUAAAGUCUUCUAAACUCGAAAAAAACUCACGCAACAGCAACAAAAAUUAUUAAAUGGCAAGUGCUUCAAAAUAUUUCUUAAAUUUUUGAUUAAAAUCCCAAUGGAUUUAGUUAUUCCUCGGCCAUUGUUUAACGGAAUAUUAUACUCCAAACUAUAAACAGUUAGGAUAUCACGAUCAAACAACAACAUCAACAACAACACCGCAACGUAACAGCAAGCACGGAUUAUAUUUCAUAUUAAAGUUAUUUAAUGAUGUUUUCUAAAUGAUUUUUUCAACAAAUACAAAGUCUAGAAAUUUACGCUAACUUAAACUCGCCCGUCGUUGUUACUAACUCUACUUGAGGUUGCACAAAAUGACGCUGAUUUUCGUAUUAUUCCUGAUUAGUUUCUUCAAUUUGCUGGAUUAUACGUUUAGUUUGCGUCUGGUGGAAGUACGAAUACCGAACUAUGUUAUUAAAGGUUCAACGGCGCAAUUGGAAUGUCUUUACGAUUUGGACGGUGAGGCUCUGUAUUCAGUUAAAUGGUACAAAGAUGGUAACGAAUUCUAUCGAUAUGUGCCAAGGGAUAUGCCACCAGCACAAACAUUUUUGCUACCAGGUGUUUCAGUUAAUGUUCAUAAUUCAAGCGAUGCCAUAGUUACGUUACGGGAAGUGAACCUACAAACAGCCGGACGAUUUCGUUGCGAAGUAUCCGGCGAGGCGCCUUCCUUUCAAACAGUAACCGAGCAUGGCGACAUGGUAGUAGUUUCUUUACCGGAUCAAGGUCCACCCAAGAUAUCAGGUGGACGUCCUCGAUAUCAAAUCGGUGACUGGGUUCGCAUAAACUGCACAGCUGGUCGCUCUAAGCCAGCUGUACAACUAUCAUGGUUUAUAAACGGCGAAGUCGCCGAGCCGCAAUAUUUACGAAAAUACAAUACAAUCUUGUCAGGUCGCGAAGGCUUGGAAACGUCUGUAUUGGGUUUACAAUUCCGUGUCGAACAACAUCACUUUCGCAAUGGCGAUAUGAAACUUAAGUGCGUUGCUUCUUUGUCGACAUUUUAUUGGCGAAGCAAUGAAGAGUCAGUGGAAGGCGAUCGUCCGCAAAAAGCACCCGUUUUAGAAUCACGCGAAACGGUUUACGCUAGCAACUCUCGUGCAGAUCCCGUACAAGGUAUGUCAUUGCGGGAAAGUUUUGUUACCAAAAUCUUAUCGUUUUUCAUUCAACCAAAUGCAGCCAGUAAAUCGGACUCAACGCUUUUAUUGAAAACAUCAAAUACAAUUAUUUUAAUAAUUACCACUUUAAUAACAAGCUACGGUUGUUUAGGACGUUUACUGGGCAUAAAACAUAAUUGCAUUAAAUUAACAUUACAACAUAAAAAAGUAAAUAGAAAACCAAUUUAUUGUUAUGAAAAAUUAAAGAAACAGCAACAACAACAACAACAACAUGAACAACAAGAACAUUAUCGUCAUCAUCAUCAUCAUCAUCGUCAUCAUGAUGAAGAAUCUGAUGAUAAUACAAAGAAUGAGUUGUAUUUUAAUAAGGAAAUGUCAAGACUACUGCUUCAAUUACUUCUACUGCCAAUGCUAUUAUUACUGUACAUACAUACUCAAGAGUUUACAAUUGCAACAACUUCCGUUUCCUCAGCAAAACAAUUGACAACCGACAAAGUCAACAAUAACAACAGCAAUAGCAGCGAAGCUACGACAUCCGUCAGUGCGGUUGCCAUUCAAGUCGACACUAUCGCUCAAAACCAUACUCUAAAAUCAAGGUAGCUGCUUAAUUAAAUGGAUUCUAAAGAUACUUUUCUUUUCCUCCUCCUUCGCUUUCUUCUUACAUUCUCUUUCUAUGAGCGAAAACGAAAUGACUUUUAAACAAAAGAGAAUUACUUUUUCUUCAAAUUUUUUUUUUUUU
Glossina fuscipes is the source of this 2327-nucleotide messenger RNA. RefSeq lists its product as uncharacterized. Lineage: Eukaryota; Metazoa; Arthropoda; Insecta; Diptera; Glossinidae. The transcript has 6 exons. The record is from RefSeq and is a predicted model, not a curated record. Bases 791 to 2188 code for a protein of 465 amino acids.